ACAACCUCGAGGGAGUGGCUAGUUACAAAACAUUUUGCCUUGGCGCGAAUUGUUAUCUUCUUAAUUCUUUCAAUUAUCAUCACAAUGUCCAGCUGGAAGUGAGGGUUCAUCACCUACUUGCAGUCUUGUCAGAAAAGUAGUUCAUACUUGUUGUAAGUGCACUAAUAUGGCGACAAGACGAACGAAACGCGCCGCUGUUGUGAAAGUACAGCAGUUGGAAAUGACUCCUGUGGACCUCGAGGGAGCAGUUCGACGAUCAAAACGAAACGGCCUGGCACCUAAAUGCCUCAUUUAUUCUCCUGAAAGCAGCGCACCCACGAAGAAAAGGAGGACAAAAAUGGACAAUGAGAAAACUAAGGAGGAGGAGGAUGUUGGAAACAGUGAUGUGGAGCCUUCGUCUGGUGGACAUGGAGGACUUUCAGCAUAUGAACUAGAGCGUCUGGAGAACAUCAGACAGAACCAAGCAUUCCUGUCCUCUAUCAACUUAUUCCGGGCAACUGAGGAGCUGAAGCAGCUGACACGACCAAAGCCCUCGCAGAGGGGUCUUAUGAGCAGGUCGCAGGCUGCUGUUAAAGAAGUGCUGCCCACUCGGAAAUCCCUUCGUCUCCAAAAUAAAGAGGCAGAGAUCUUGACACUUCCGCCUGAACCCAGAGGGACACUGAUCUAUGAACAGUCUUCACCACUCAAGAAGCCCUCUGGCCCUCUGCUCAUGGAUCCAAUUAAUUUGGAAGAGGGAAGCAAGCUGCCUUCACAACUUCUUGAGCUCUGCUCUGAGGAUUCAAAAGAAGAAAUAAACAUGGAGUUUGAUUUGAAAGGGUACCGCUCGGCCCUUAAGAACAUGAGGCUUACUGAGGACCGAGUGGCCAAAGUGGUGAAGGACCGCAUCUUCUCUGCUACCUUCCACCCCUGCACCAGCACCCUGUUGAUGGCUGCAGGAGACAAAUGGGGGAAAGUUGGACUCUGGAAGUUGGGCAGUGAUUGGGGUGAUGAUGGUGUGCUGCUUUUUGAGCCCCACACUCGUCCAGUGGGCUGCAUGGCGUUCUCCAGGGCUCAUCCCACCCACCUGCUGAGCCUCAGCUACGACGGAUCUCUGCGCUGCAUGGAUGUAGAGAAGGCUGUCUUUGAUGAUGUGUAUGACAUUGAUGAUGGCCUGAAAACAUUCGACUUCCUGUCACAUGACUGCUCGACAUUAGUGGUUGGGAACUGGUAUGGAGAAGUUGCCAUCGUCGACAGGCGCACCGCAGGGAACUCACAUGAGUCCCUCCAUUCAUUGGACCCCAAAACUCUGCGUUGUGUUAGUGCCCACCCUUUACAGAAGCAGUACUUUGCUGUGGCAGAAAGCAAGGUAGUGAGUAUUUACGACAGCAGGUGCCUGAAGAAGGCUAAAAGCCAGGCAGUUUCCCAGCUCCAUGGCCACUCUUUAAGCAUCACCAGUGCUUAUUUCUCCCCUUGUACUGGGAACAGAGUUCUCACCUCCUCUAUGGACAACAACAUAAGGAUAUAUGACACGUCUGCAAUGACGACUAAGUCUCCCUUGCUGACAUCCAUCAAACAUGACAUGCACACUGGCCGAUGGCUGACCAAACUGUCAGCAGUGUGGGACCCCAAACGAGAAGACUGUUUUGUGGUGGGGAGCAUGGCCAGACCCCGGAGGGUGCAGGUGUUCCAUGAAAACGGCCAGCCACAGCACACCUUCAUAGAUGGCGAGAACCUUAAUACAGUGCUGUCCGUCACAGCUUUCCAUCCCACAAGAAAUGCCUUACUGGGGGGCAAUGCCUCAGGGCGCCUGCACAUAUUCUCUGAUUGAGAUGAAGACCAAAAUGUGCAUAACCAAGACCCCCCUCCGUCGCCUGGUUGCCUUCAGUAGGACGGGAAGAACAAGUAAGAAAAUAGUUUGGGCACAGUUAAGUUGUAUAGCAUAUACAAUAUAAAUGGUAGGGAUGCACUGGCCUGAUACUGUAAUAAUAUCUUAAUCCGAUGCUGACUCAAAGAGAUACAAGUGACGAUGUGGUCGACUGAUUUAGUUCAGUUCUAUAUUCAUGUCUGUGCGCCUAUUUGUACUUAACAUUUACAAAGAAUUUUGUUUCUUGAUUAUUUUGAACAUUUUGUUUGGACCAAGGUACUUGUUUAUUUUACUUGCUUGGAUGAACUGCUAUCUACUCUGUCAGGUUUGUUUGCACUAGUGUGUGACCUAAUUGUGAUUUAAUUACCAAGUUGCUGCAACAUGAUUAUUAUUUCCAAAAUAAAUAUAAUUUCAGUAAAUUUACAGCUGUGUAAUUAAAUUUUGUUUUUCAAAGUUAGGAGACCAAUUUUUGUGUCAAGCCUUUCCAUAGAGCUUAUGAAAUGAACAGAUUGGUAUUGGAUCGUUGCUCUGUAUCAGCAGACACAAAUUCAGCGUCAAGAUUGGAGCUGAGUAAACCCGAGACCAGUGCAUCCCCACCAGAUGGAUAUCCCUGGUGGAAACUAGUUGUUACAGUCUUUUCUUGCUUGUUCUUCCCUCUGGAUGCUCGUAGAGCUUUAGUAUAAUAUCGUCAUUAUUCUUACACUAUAGCUAAGCAACAUGCCUGUAGUGAAAUGUCAGCUUCCCUUGUUAGGCCAUAGUCACCGACAUAAACAGUCAUCCAGUUUGAGUUAAUGCACCAUUUUUAACAAAGUAAUUUUCUUUCACAAUAUGUAUUGGAAAACAGUCCUCUAAUGCUCUGCUUAGCAGGCAUCGUUACGAGGAUACUGUACUGUGCUCCAAAUUUUGACAAACUGUUCAAACUCUGUCAUGCUGUGUUGGGACUGAGUGUGAGCUGCUGUGCUCUGCUGCAAAUUCCUGGACUCCAGGGAUGAUGCUGUGUUGUUGUGAAGCCUUUCCUGUGUAGAUUUGGCUUCAUAUUUUGUUAUGUUAUCUCACUAGAAAAUUAUUUCUAAGUCGCCUUUCACUUUAAAAUGGUGGCAUGUUUGGCUCAGGGAUUUAUCUGCAUUUUGCUGCAUUCCUUUUACCCCCUCUCUCUACAAGCUGUCAGGUUUUGCUGCAGAGAAGCAUCCCCACAACAUGAUGCUGCAACUGCCAGCCCUCAUGGUGGAGAUGGUGUGUUUCUCCUCAAGUGAGAUGCUUGGCAUUCACCCAGUGCAGCAUUUAGUAUGAUGGCCAAAGUGCUCACUUUGAGUGCUUUUGACUAUUGUAAUCUCUUGAUGCAAUUGAUCAGUUUCUUUAUACAAAACUAAAUAUUAAACCAUGUGUUUUGUGUGUAUAUACAGUUCUGUCAGUCAUUAAGAGAAAUCCUAAUUACAUUCAGUGUGGUAGCCAGGAGCUGUAGGCAGUAAAUGAUUGAAUGUAGCCGUUGAUAUGUUUGUGUUAUUUACUUUGUGAUGUACUUCUCUGUUCUCACAUUUGCAAUUUGUUACCCUCCAAACUUCUAUCUUACAGAAUCCAAGCAAUUUAUUAAGCGGCUUAGUCUACUGUUUGUUUGUGGCGCAGUAAAUUUGAGCAGCAAAACCAUUUGAGCUGUGAAAAGUGCUCGUUAUAAAAUGGAUUGUGUUCAUUUCAUGUUUUAUUUGUGGCACCUGAAGCAAAAAGAAUAAAUAUGGGCAUUUUUUACCAAACA
Molecule: messenger RNA, 3593 nt
Organism: Scatophagus argus
Lineage: Eukaryota; Metazoa; Chordata; Actinopteri; Scatophagidae
Gene: wdr76
Product: WD repeat domain 76
Exons: 15
Coding region: 167-1807 (546 amino acids)
Biological process (GO): regulation of DNA damage checkpoint
Cellular component (GO): nucleus
Molecular function (GO): protein binding; DNA binding
Source: RefSeq, a predicted model, not a curated record